Molecule: messenger RNA, 6876 nt
Organism: Salvelinus namaycush (lake trout)
Lineage: Eukaryota; Metazoa; Chordata; Actinopteri; Salmoniformes; Salmonidae
Product: DNA-binding protein RFX5-like
Exons: 11
Coding region: 952-2991 (679 amino acids)
Biological process (GO): regulation of transcription by RNA polymerase II
Molecular function (GO): DNA-binding transcription factor activity, RNA polymerase II-specific; RNA polymerase II cis-regulatory region sequence-specific DNA binding
Source: RefSeq, a predicted model, not a curated record
GAAUACUUUGGAACAGAUGAUUUUACCCAUUGGUCAGAAUAUGCGGUUUUGAUUGAACACCAUACUUCAUUGCAUUCCAUUAAAUCUUAUUAUUGAUCCUGGCUGACAACUCCAGGGUGAAGGAAGUUUCUGAUGAACUCCACCAACGGAGUGGAGCAGAGAACAGGCUUUGUGGAAUUCAGCUCCGACUACAUCGAUUCGCCCAAGGUCAAUACUUCAAAACAUUUCCAUUUUGAAAUGCUUACCUUGUACAUAUGUUUGUCCUCUGUAAUUGCGUGUCUUUCUUUGUUUGCUGAAAUCCAUACUUUUCAAUAUACGUCAAUCAAAAACUGCCGACUUGUUCCUUGUUGAGAUUCAAUUGGCACAUGCACACUUGCGCUGAGUUGCCAUCUUAGUGCAACAGCAAUGAGCAAACAGUCUGUGGUUGUAUUUGACUAACAUUUAUUGAAAAAGUAUGGAUUUAAGCUGUUGGGUUCUAACUUGAAAUAUCCUUAUUCAUGUUACCAUAUUAGAACUGGGUGUAUGGAAAUCUACUGAGUGAGAAAUGGGAGUGCAAAAAGUUUACAUUCUAUCAGAACAUGUUAUUGUUAAAUCUCAUGUAUCCUUUGGAGAGGAGAAGGGCAACUGAUAAGGUAGGACAGCCAUGAGUUAGGGAGGAGUGAAGAAUGUGGGCCGAGAUGUAUUGGCUAUCCAGAUGUGCAAGGAGGAGCCUCCACCUAGAAGGAGGGUAUAAAUAUAUGGGCCUGUGUAAACAUGUCUUUGUCUUUUUAGCUGUUUGACCCAAUGGGUGAAUAAACUUGGUUUGAGCUUUGACUGGUUGUCUGUUAGUUUUUCACUCUGUUUGUCAGAACCUAACAAAGCAAACAAAGAAAGGCACGCAACUACAGAGGAUAAACAUAGGUAAAUGGAAGCGUUGCAUAAUAUUUUCGACAUUUUUUAUUGACCUUGGGCAUGUUGUCGGAGCUGAAUUCCACAAAGCAUUGUCUCUGCUCCACACCGUUGGUGGAACUUAUCAGAAACUUCCUUCACCAUGGAGUUGAGUUUAGUCAGCUACAUUGCACCCUGCCAACUCAUAUCAGUACUACCAUCAUCAUAGUCAGAGGCCUCAGGGUGCGUUUGCCACCGCUGUGUGAGCAAACAAUGACGGAGGACAGGUUGAAGGCAGACCCCUCCAAGCGGGAGGGUCUGGACUCAGGAGAGGGAGACACAGAGCCUAGCCUGCUGCUGCAGAAACUAAAGAGCAACAUCUCUGAGAAUAUACAGGGAAAAGUGGACGUUAUCUUGCAAGAUGUGCAGCGCUUCUCUGACAACGACAAACUCUACCUUUACCUCCAGCUGCCUUCUGGCCCCAGUUCAGGGGAGAAAAGUCUGGCAAUGGCCCCGCUGGCACAACUUAGGCGGUGGUGUAUUUCUGCAUCGAUGUCAGCUUUGGAGGACAGAACACUGCCAAGCAGCAGCAGCAGUGACCCCAGCUCCUUCAACACAGCUGACCAGCUGCACACCUGCAACUGGAUCCGUAGCCACCUGGAGGAGCACAUAGACACCUGCCUGCCCAAGCAAGACGUGUACGAGACAUACAAGAGAUACUGUGAAAACCUGCAGCACCGGCCUCUGAGUGCUGCCAACUUUGGGAAGACCAUCCGUGACAUCUUCCCCAACAUCAAAGCCCGGAGGCUCGGUGGCAGGGGACAGUCCAAGUAUUGUUAUAGUGGAAUCCGUAGGAAGACAGUGCUAAACAUGCCACUGUUGCCAAACCUGGACCUGAAAAAUGACCCAUCGGAGCUGACGGAGCUGGUGCAGACCUACAAGCAAGAGGUGACGGAGGCGGCUUGUGAGCUCAUCUGUGAUUGGGCCCAGAAGAUCCUCAAACGUUCCUUUGACACAGUGGUCGAGAUCGCCCGUUUUCUUGUGCAGGAGCACAUCGUCAACCCACGCUGCAGCCAGGCUGAACUCGUCACUUCUGCCGCAAUGGCAGGAGGACCUGCAAAGCCCCACAAGGUGAUCAAGAAGAAUCCAGUACCGUCAAAAGGAGGUGGGCCGGAGACAGAAGGGAGCAGCUCUGAUGCUAAGAGGGAUAAAGAAGUUGGGGAUCAGUCGUCGCCAGGGACACUGCAGUCCAGUGACAAGCCAACCAAAGGGGCGGAGUCAGUACGCCCGGGGGGUCGUGACCUGCAGGUGGAGGCUCUGAUGAAGCACCUGCCCCGAAUCCUGCCUCGCAGCUCCGUCCCGGAAAAGUCCCAAGGCGGCGCUCUCCCCAUCAUGAUCCUCCCCCACACCGUCAGCCUAUCCUACCCCGAAAAAGCCCCGCCGGUUACCAUGGCGCCUGUGGCACCGUCGUCGGUGGUGCAGAGGGCCCGUGCCGUGACCAAACGGGCCCUCGAGGCUCCGACUGCAACCAGCGGGGGCCCCGGGCCGGGAGGCACGCCGGGCAAGCGGAAACGAGGACGACCCAGGAAGCCACGGCCAGAGGACACCACCUCUCCGCAACCGCCCCCUCCGUCCCUACCUUCGGUCAACCAAGCCCCCAUCAUGAAGUCCCUCACCGGAGGGGUGAUCCAGAAAGCCUGCUCGUCCUCCUCCUCUUCCCAGGUGGUGGAGGUCGUGUUCCAGGACCAGCAUGCCGUGGUGCUCGGCCAGCUACAUUCGGUAGCGGACUCUGGCAACCCAGAGCACCGGGGUGUGGUGCUCGAGACUGACCCACGGCCCCUGCUGCUGCUGCCAGGGACCAGCCACACAAACUGGGACGUGGGCAGGGCCAUGGUAGAGGUCAUCCAGAGGGCACCGAGACCCCCCACCACCAAGAACAACAACAACUCCCAGUCUACCCCCCAGCACCGCCUGCCCCUGCCCACUUUGCUGGAGGAUCGAGGUCAGGUGGAGAUCACCCUCACUCCCACGGAGCCUUCGGAAGAUCUGCCGACCCCCACCACCCAGGCUAGCUCGGAGGGCCGCCCUGCGCCUGAUGACAGCACUAAGGUUGAAAGACCCUAGCACUGGCCCUCCCAGUCCCGAACCUCACCCUCCUUGUCCCAGAGACUAGGGAGCACUAAGGGACUUUAUACUACCCUCAGCAUGAGGAUAACCACGCCCAAUCCCCCAAUCAUCUUCUCCCAGGUAGCAAGCUUCAUCUUGCUCCACACAGUCCCUCUCCCAUCUUACCGAUUGGUGGAAAUCCGAGAUUGGCGGCACAGAGAGCCAAGAUUGAUGGAGCCAAACCCCUGUUGACCUUCCAUUAGUCCUUGCAUUUGACAAUGUAAAAAGGUCCGUUUAUAACUCUCUGCUGUGACUCUAACUGCAUGUUUUUCUUUGUAAUUGUGAGCGAAGAGAUAGAUAAAGGCGUCUCCAUACUCCUGAGAUUGGAUUUCUUGUAGUUCUGAUGAUGAGGAGGGGCUAUUUACGGGUUCGGACCAUUCGAGGUUCUAAGUGCUACUCUCCCUGAGAGGAACUCCCCUCAAAGCGUUCUUUUUUAAAUCUUUGGUUGUGUUAUUUUGAUGUUUGUAGUUGUGCUUUCAAAUAGACUUCCAGAGUAAAGGCGUCCGCAUGCUUCCCAGACUAAACAGUUCGGAAGAGUUUGUGCAUAUAUUAUGAUGACAUCAUCAUGUCAUCAUGUUCGGGCACAUGCAAAAAAAUUCUAGAGGCAAGCCGAAGUCGGUAGCUGAAGUCUACGCCCCUUCGUCAGUGAUUGAUCAACGGUCGGGAUUCUUCAAUAAAGUCUUUGUUGUCAUUGAACAAGAGACGACUCAUUUUCAUGCACAUUAUUUCAUUCAGAAAUACUGCAACAAACAUCUUAGUUAGAUGUAAAAUUGCGCGACUAAGAUCUUUGUAAAAACGUCUAAAUUAAUGACAGAUUUCUUGAGUUAUCUUAGAUGAAUUCUGUCUAUUUAGAGGAAGUGUAUACUGACUCCGGCGUCUCAAAAUGGACAAACAGUACUAUUGCUGCACCGUCGUCGGGUUUGCCAAGCCAAGUGUGGCUAGUCGGCAACCACACUGAAGCAUGCUGACGCCUUAAGAAAGGAGAAGGCAUGACACUGCUGGUGGAACUACAUUUAAAUGAUGCCCCUGUCAGGCAUCGGAACUGUAUUCUAAAACAUUGUGUGACAAGAUUGUGAGUUUUCCCCCCUUCCCCAAAACCCCUAAGCUGAAGUAUGACGGAAAAGCGAGCACUUACCUGGGCGUAAUUCCAAUAUUACAGCACUUCCUGUUAGCGACUUAGUGUAGAUGACAAAACAUUAUAGACACCAUAUAGGCAAGACUAUGACAAACAGUCGUUUAGGUUUGCCUUUGUAUUUUGAAUUUACAGCACCUCAGACAAAGGCAUCAAAGCACAAACCUGCGAGCCUAGUGUAAAACCUUGAGCGUGGCAAAGAGACUUAAUGGAAUAUUAGAGCUGAUUUCGUAAAUAAUUUAGCCUGAUGCUAAUGUAGUUUGCCAAACCCUUUUUUAUAAGUACCUGUAUAAACUCUAGUACAAUAAUAUCAUUUUCACAAUUUCAAACUGUCUGGCAGAGACAACUGUUGUUUAGCCACCAUUGCCAAACUUUCAACCUCUGGCUUUGCCUAGGGGUGCAUACAUCUUAUGUGGUUUACGUAGCAGUACAUGAUAAUGUAAGAUACUGAUACCCUUCUCUCCAAACCCAGCAUAUCAUCCAAAGUAUGAUCAACCUUAAAUAGGCUGGUUAUGUGUUCUUUUUUUAUACCUUCCAUCCUUUGACAAGGGAAGAUUUCAAUUUGUAAUCUCCAGCCUUAGCCCUUUUGGAAUUAAAUUGAAACAGAUGUCAAGAGUAUUUGCACUGAUAUGAAGAAUGCAAAAAGGGAAGAGCCUGUUAGUUAAUAAUAGUAAUGAUUACUAGAAAUUAUAAACUGGGUGGUUCGUGCGCUGAAUGCUGAUUGGCUGAAAGCUGAAUGGCUGAAAGCUGUGGUAUAUCAGAUUGUAUACCGCAGGAAUGACAAAACAUUUAUUUUUACUCCUCUAAUUACAUUGGUAACCAGUUAAUAAUUGCAAUAAGGCACAUCGGGGGUUAUGUUUAAAGGCUGUAUUUAGGCACUCCCCGUUGCGUCGUGCCUAAGAACCGCCCUUAGCCCGUGGUAUAUUGGCCAUACACCACAUCCCAUCGGGCCUUAUUUCUUAAUUAAACAAUGAUUAAAAACAUGAUUGUUAUGCUUGAGGUAGUUUUGGAACAAGCAAUGUUAGCUUUAUUUUUCAUUGGAGUUGAUUGUCAAAUUUGACUGAAUUGAGAAUAAGCACAACAGAAUUAUACUUUAUUAUUAGCUUAUGCCACGUUAUUGUCCUUUUGUAAACUAUGGGCUUAUGAAGAGACAAACUGGAUGUAAAUUCAUGGUGCAUACAUUUGGUGCUGUAAUGGUGAUGACUCAAGAUUGUCUACACACUACGCUAUUUUCCCGGGAAACAGGGAUUCCCUGUCUGUCUUCAAACCCUGUAGAUUUUCUUCCCUGCCUGUAUGUAGUACAGGGGUGACCAACCAUAGACAUACAUGUGGCCAACCUUCUUGUAGGCAGGCUUUUGUCCCUGCCCUGUUCUUACACACCUGAUUCUAUUCUACUAAUCAACUGCUCAUUAUUAGCUAAAUCAGUUGUGUUAAAGCAGAGCUAGAACGAAAUCCUGCACACUUUGUAGCUCCCCGGUGAGGACGGUGUGCCACCCCUGAUCUAGUAUAUUCUAUUGGUCUGUUAAUUGUGUAAUUACAUGUGCAUAGUUAUAGUAACUCACCUUAUCCUCAUUCAUGACAUUGGACUAUGAGCUAGCAAUGAUCUCCCGAGUUGUAUUAGUCAAUCGACAGAUCAAGUUAAUAUCAGUAAAAGAGGUAGGUUUGAAUGAAGACUACAGAUUAACUGUAGGCCCAGGGGACUUACAUGGGAAACCUCUUCCAUAAAUAAGUAUAUGUCCUUUAGUGUGCAGUCAAAUGAGUAUUGCAGUAAGUGAAUGAGUGAGUGGGAGAACUUUCACUGUGGAGCCACGGUGCUCAAAAGAAACGGGUCAGAGAAUCAAAGAUAAGGAUCGGGAUACGGGUAGCAGUGCCUUGACCUUAACUGCCGGUUAAACCACAUCAUGACCGACCACGGUCAAGCUUUGCAGAUGCUCUGUUGAUGGUGGUAACACUCUAAACUAGCCCGGCUAGCUAUGUAGGGGUUAAGUAGCUUCAUAGCUUUGCUUUGCGGUUUGUUUGAGUUUAAUGCAAAUAAAAAGAUUGCAAAUUAGUAAUUUUGCUCUUAUUGUUGUUUUAUCAAAUCUAUGAAAACAUUUUAUCAUAUGUGCUUUUGUGGAUAUAAGUCUGUGAAGUUUCAUUUAUUGUACAGGUCACUUGAAGUGCAGUUUUAACAUGAAUGUCUUUGAAUUUCAAAGACACUUACAGUUCAAAGAAACCUAUCCAUGCAUGGUUUUAUGUGACAGUGAUUCUAUUACUCUAAAAUAAAAAAUAAAAACACUGUUACUCCUAGCUUAGAAAAAUGUCAAAACUUAAAAUGUAUUGACUAGGGGUUUAAAAAUUGGAUGUGUUAUCUGUUUUAGUUUACAUGUAUAACCCCCAGGUUGUGUUUUGCACUUUAUUCAUACCGGAAGAUUAACUAAUUUAUAAUUGGUGUACACAUAAAAACAGAAUCCUGAUUUGAUAAUUAAGUGUCACACCUUACAUGUUAGUAAUUGUAUACAUGCGACUCUGAAUGCCCUUGUUUGAAAUUGUUUCCAAUUCGUUUUUUUGUAAAUCAUCGUCUCAGAGAUUUUGUGACAUUUACAUCUAUGCUUCCUUUAAAAAAACACAACUAAACAAAAUGAUACCAACGACUAAUGUGAAUAUAUUUUCCUAUGCUGACUGUAAUAAAUGUUGUUAAAGGUAACUGGAGAGAUGUUACAGUAGGUGUU